This is a messenger RNA of Mauremys mutica (yellowpond turtle), 4610 nucleotides long. RefSeq names its product RAD54 homolog B (gene RAD54B). Gene Ontology annotation, molecular function: DNA translocase activity; ATP binding; ATP-dependent chromatin remodeler activity. Bases 30 to 2774 code for a protein of 914 amino acids. NCBI's taxonomy places the organism in Eukaryota, Metazoa, Chordata, Testudines, Geoemydidae. The transcript has 16 exons. Gene Ontology annotation, cellular component: nucleus. Gene Ontology annotation, biological process: reciprocal meiotic recombination; double-strand break repair via homologous recombination. The record is from RefSeq and is a predicted model, not a curated record.
AGCAGGACGGCCAUACUGUGGGUGGCGGCAUGCGCAUGCGUACCGCAGCACCCGGCAACCCUGUUCAAGAGAGGGAAGAAGCAAGUGGGCACGCGCGGGUGCAGAACAGCAGACUGGCAGAAGUAAAUAUGAGGCGAUCAGCAGCUCCAAGUCAACGUCUAGGGAAUUCAGCUAAAAAGCCAAGGUUUAUACCCCCAGGAAAAAAUAACACCAUCUGUCUGAAGAAAGAAAAUGAACAGCUGGUCCCAGAAAUUAAGUCGACUGAGGUAGAAGAGAAACAGCAGAGCGGCUCUGGGCAUACAAGAGCUCUUUCUAGAAUAUGUGGUAUAAAUAUAAAUUCUACACAGGCUGUGGAAUCUCUUGGAGAAAUAAGCUCCAUGGAAAAGUGUAAUGGAGAAAAUGAGUGUGAGGCUGCUGGAAUGAAAAAAGUAAAUAGAACUAAAGCAGGUGAAGCCAUAGUACUGUCUGUAAGAGCUAUUGCUGAGUUGGAGAAAAGAAGAGAGGAUAUGACAGACAGGUUUGUUGACCCAGUGCAUGUACCAACACCAGAAAUAGCAAGACACAAGAAAGUGGAAGACGAACCUGACUGCCUUGCAAAAUACUUCAGUGUUGUGUGGUGUAAAGCUUCAAAGAAAAAACACAAGAAGUGGGAAGGUGAUGCUGUUCUUAUUGCAAAAGGAAAGUCUGUGAUACUGAAAGAUAUGGAAGGCAAAGACAUUGGAAGAGGUACUGGAUAUAAAUCUAAAGACCUUGAAAGUCUUGAUGAAGGUCAAACGCUGAUGAUUGGAGGAAAAGAAAUUGAAGUGAUGGGUAUAAUUUCAGCAGAGGACUUUAAUAGUGGCAAAUGUUUUCAGACUGGUGUUGGGACGUCCACCACAGUCCCAAUUGCUUCUUCACAAAGUACCCUGAAACCAUUCUGUAGCCCAUUCAAAAAUGUCUGCAAGCCAAGCACUAAAGAAAAUCUAUUUAAAGAGUCUCAGAACUACAAACCUCGCCAUGAUCCAAAUGCAUCAAAUUCUUUAGUUAUGCCACGUCCAACUCCAGAUCACCAGCGGAUGUUCAAUAAGGCUGGUUUACCUGUGGUAGAUGUAGUUGUGGAUCCUUACCUUGUAAAUCAUCUUCGCCCACAUCAGAAAGAAGGAAUUGUAUUCCUGUAUGAGUGUGUGAUGGGAAUGAGACUAAGUGGCAGAUUUGGAGCUAUUCUUGCUGAUGAAAUGGGCUUAGGAAAAACAUUGCAAUGCAUUUCGCUUGUCUGGACUCUCCUACGUCAGGGGCUGUAUGGAUGCAAACCUAUAAUAAAGCAGGCACUGAUUGUCACCCCUGGGAGUCUGGUGAAGAACUGGAAAAAAGAAUUUCAGAAAUGGCUGGGAAGUGAAAGAAUCAAAGUGUUUACAGUUGAUCAGGAUAACAAAGUAGAAGAAUUCAUCAAUUCCCCACUUCAUUCAGUUCUGAUAAUCAGUUAUGAGAUGUUGCUGCGCACCGUGGACCAAAUUCAGACUAUAGAAUUUAACCUCCUAAUCUGCGAUGAGGGGCAUCGUUUGAAAAACAGCUCCAUUAAGACAACUACAGCCCUCGUCAGUCUGUCCUGUGAGAGAAGAAUUAUCCUGUCUGGCACUCCAAUUCAAAAUGACCUGCAAGAAUUUUAUGCAUUAAUAGAGUUUGUAAAUCCAGGAAUACUUGGUUCUUUGUCCACAUACAGAAAAAUAUAUGAGGAGCCUAUUAUUCAGUCCCGAGAGCCUUCAGCGACAAAGGAAGAAAAGGAGUUAGGAGAGAAAAGAGCAGCAGAACUCACUCGCCUAACUGGACUGUUUAUUCUUAGAAGAACACAAGAGAUCAUAAACAAAUUUCUCCCACCGAAAAAGGAGAGCAUACUUUUCUGCCGACCAACAGCCUUGCAGCUUGAACUCUAUAGAAAACUACUUAGUUCUCGAGUCAUUAGAUCCUGCCUACAAGGAGUACUAGAAAACAGUCCUCAUCUGAUAUGUAUAGGAGCUUUGAAAAAACUCUGCAACCAUCCCUGUCUUCUGUUUAAAGCCAUAAAGGAAAAACAAUGUAAUCCAACUUGUGAUGAAUCUGAGGAAUCCAAUCUUUAUGAAGGUUUAAGAGAGAUUUUCCCACAAGAUUAUACCUCCACCACUUUCACUGAAACUGACUCAGGAAAAUUACAGGUCCUGGCAAAGCUGUUGGCAGCAAUCCGUGAACUCAGCCCUUCUGAAAGAAUUGUGUUGGUAUCUAAUUAUACACAGACACUGAAUAUUUUGCAAGAGAUGUGCAAACAUUAUGGAUACUCUUAUACAAGACUUGAUGGACACACUCCUAUCUCCCAGAGGCAACAGAUUGUGGAUAGUUUUAAUAAUAAAUUCUGUUCAGCGUUUAUCUUUUUGCUGAGUUCGAAGGCUGGCGGUGUAGGUCUGAACCUUGUUGGAGCAUCUCGUUUAAUUCUGUAUGAUAUUGACUGGAAUCCAGCCACAGAUAUUCAGGCAAUGGCCAGGGUAUGGAGAGAUGGUCAGAAACACACUGUGCAUAUUUACAGACUGCUAACUACAGGCUCAAUAGAAGAAAAGAUCUAUCAGAGACAGAUCAGCAAGCAGGGCCUUUCUGGGGCAGUCGUAGACCUUUCCAAGACAUCUGAACAUAUCCGUUUUUCCAUUGAGGAACUUAAAAAUCUCUUUAUACUACAUGAAGAUUCCAGCUGUGUUACCCAUGACCUGCUUGAGUGCAACUGUAUGGGAAAGAGAGACCAUCAAAAUCCACAGGACCCUUUCAUCAGCUGAUGAUGAGAAAAGAUUCAUUCCUUGAACUAAUGACCUCUACUUUUAACAGCCUCUUAAAUCCUUAAACCAAUCAAGGCAAAUUGGACUAGUGACAAUGGUUAUAAUCAGGCAAGAUUAUUUAUGAAACUCAGAGAAAGAAAGUAUCAAAAGCAAGAAUGAUUAGAUGAUACAAACAAGGGAAUAGAUUAUCAAUUGGUGUAAAUCACUGUAGCACUAUUGAUUUGACUGGGACUGUACCAGCUUACAUCAGUUGAGGAUCUGGCCAAAGGUGUAAUAGUGCCCAAAAUACAGACAACCAUUUGUGGCAAGGUUAUUAUCUAAAAUUGGAAGAGAGUGAUUAGAACAGUCAGCAGAAGGGUGCAAAAACAGACCCCUAGCUUCUGCCUGUCCUAUGCCAAAGAUAAUAGUAGUUCCACCUCCACUAGUGUUCCUAAUACCUCCCUUUCCUCUCUUUCUGUGUAGUGUGGUGUUUAUUUAUUUAUUUAUUUAUUUUGCAUAUAGUUGAUUUAGAUUAGGGAUAGGAUUUUUUGUUUUCAUAUGUUUUUUUAAAUGUCUUAAUCUUGUUUUCAUUAGGAUAGCUCUCCAUCAGGUCUAACCUUUAUGACAGACCUAGCACCUAAGAAACAGGGCAUCGAUUGCCCCAAUAAGUUCCCUUCUUCUGAUGGGCAUGAGACGCUCAUCUAUAAUAGCGCUACUAGUGUGACAAUGGUGCAAAUGCUGAUCUCUUCUAAAUAAACACACUCUGCUAUCAUAGUAAUGACACCCAAAGAAAUAUCUACAACAUUUUAAAAUUGCAUUUUAACAGUACUAAGUAAAAAUGCAGUUGGUGAGACUUAUUCUUCUAAAAUCCUCCUAAGCCUGCCAUCUAAGUGCAUGUCUUCUUACCAGCAGAUGCAAACAGGAAAUUAAGCAAUAAAAAAGGGGUUGACCCUGAUUGGUUGUUUACAUGUUUCCAGCAGAUAGACUAGAGUUUUGCUCAUUUCGCCUCGCCUCCCCUUCUCACCUAAAGUCUGGCAGGGUUUGUAUAGUUCAGGUAGGGUGCUUUUAUAGUGAGGAGUUUUUUUGUUUUUCACUUUACUUUUGGUUAAAGCACUCUGACAAGCAAUCCACUGAUUUCAUUGUCUUUGUGAUCUUUUCAUGGCUGAAAAGCUGGGGAUUCAGUUCCUGGGGGGAAAUGGAGCUCAUGUGAGCUGGUAAAAUAUACCUAGUGGAUCCAGCUCUGUUUUCUAUGGGCACUUGCGCAGGGCCUGUUUUUUACCUAGUGUCCUGAUAGUGACUUGAUCAAGAGCUACAGUUACAGGAGUAUUAUAGACCUUCCCAGAGGGAAAAAAUUUGCACACACACCCUGAUUUUGUCCAAGAAGUUAUGGAGAUGUCAGAGAGUGCAAGUUGUUUGCAUUAUGCUUCUCAUAUAGAGUUCUGCCAGUUUUUUCCCAUACCAAAGGUAAGCAUAUAAGCAGCCACACACUUAGAUAGAAUAAGAUGCAAGAGCCAAAAAAUACCGUUACAGAAAUACUAAAGGUGGAUGCUGGGCUGAGGUUACUGGGAUGGGUGGGUGUAGGGGUUCAUGAGCCAUGGGGUGUGUCAGGCUGGUGGGAACGGGUGCCUGGGAGAGGAAGAGGAGGGGCAGGCUGGUGUGGGGGUGGGGGAUGCCUGGAAGAGGAAGGGCAAGAUCGUGGGGGGUGCCUGGAGGGGAAGAGGAGAGGCAGGCUGGUGGUUGGAGGAUAGGAUUGCCAGGUGUCCAAUUUUUUACCAGAACGCCUAGUCGAAAAGGAACUUUGGCAGCUCUGGUCAGCACUGCCGACCAGGCCAUUAAAAAUCCAGUUAGCGGUGCAGG